AUGGCAACGCGAAGUUCAAGACGCUCAUCUGGAAGGGACACGUUCAACCCAGCCAUGAUACACCUUCUAGACGCAGACAGGUUGCGGAAGGAGUUAGAAAAUAGAGGGUUAGACACCAGUGGUAACCGUACAGUUUUAGCUGAUCGUUUACAGGAAGCAGUUGACAAAGAGAAGUCAUCACGGCAUAGUUAUUCUCCUCCACCUGUUGUAGAAAAGCCUCAGAAUAAAAGAGUUGGGAAACGUGCUUCCAAGACCAAGUCGAUUAUGACGCCUAAGGUUUUUAAGACGGAGACGAAAGUCAACGGUCAAGAUGAGUCCACUUUGGGCCCGAGAAGCUCAAAAAGGAAGCGGGUAUCGACGUCCGUCGAGCCGGUUGAAGUAAUUGAAGAGUCGUUCUCAAUUCAGAUAUCGGACGACGCCGACUGUUCCAUAAAUGCGAACAAAAAUGUUGAAGAUAAUUUAGAAAAUGUUCCUUUGCCAAAUGAGGAAGCUUCUUCUGGGAUAAAUUUUGAAUCCAAUGCAGAGCCCCUCAAAUUAACCUUAAAGAAGCCAUUGAAAAAAAGUGCCAUGGGGAAGGUGCAUAAAAGAUCUGAUCCCGGUUUCUUUGAAGAUUUGGAAAAAAAAGAACGCGAACUACAACUUUCAUUCUCCGCCGAAAAACCGUUUGGCAUAAAAAUAAAGAAAAUUGAAAUACCAUCAAGUGAAAUGAGGAAGGAGCCACUUGCCAAGGGUUCCUUUGAUGGCGGAGCGGCCAAGAAAAAAGAGAAGCUCAGUGAAACCGGAAUAGAGAGGACCAGUAGCGAAAAAUCCUUCAGUGCGAAAGAUCCUGCGAUAGAGAUCAUUGGAGACACUACUAGCAAACGUUAUGUUAAGGUUGAUGCAGAAGAUGGCCAUGAUAAAAAUUGUAACAAGGAGGAUUUCAAACAAAGUAAAGGCCUGAAACUGAAACUAAAGUUAGAACAUGAUAAGGAACCACAUCCCGGCACGAGUCAUGAAAGGAAAGAACGGAAGGAUGUGAUGAGGAAGAAGAUAACUAAGCAAGGAAGCGUUGAAAGGAGUAAAGAUCCAGUGAAUUUGAAUGAAAAUGAAAAAAGAUCUGAAGUAGACAAAAAGAAGGAUACUGUAGUGCGGAAGAAAAUUCCUUUAAGAAUGCAGGCUGUGGAUGUAUUUGAUACGAUCUUUGACAAACAGACCGAAUUAUUAUCCAGCAAGUUUAAAAGUGAAGAAGAGAGAGCGGCUGAAAGGCAGAAAAUUGAGUUAGCAAAAAGAAGGCAAGUUUCCUCGCAACUCCCGAUAGUUACACUCUCGUCAGCGCAAAUGGAGAAAAAGAGGCACACUGUAGAAUUUAAUUUGUCGCCCCAAGUAUUUCCUAGCCGAACUCGUCUACCUCCGCCUCCUCCACCUCCAUUACCGUCUCGAUGCGAAACAUCAUUUGACGCACAUAGGGCUGUACCGUUACAGCGUAAAAUGACCCCUCCUCCGCCUUCUCUCCCUAAACGUAGAAGUAUUUCUUUCGAUGAAAAGCCCUUAUCUGUUAUUUUACCAGCGCCACCACCGCCCCCAGUACUUUUGCCUCCAUUGCCUCCUCCUCCUCCUCCUCCGCUUCCCGAAGUUCUCUCCCUUCCGGUUGCUUCUGAUGAAUAUAGCAACUCUUCAUCAAAGCAUCAAACUCCAACAUCAGUUUCUGUUCAUAAUAGUCCAUCCCAACCAACGACUUCGACAGCGGCUCCUGAAGUUGAAGACAGUGUCACUCUUCGCUCAAACUUUUCUUCACCAGUAGCUUCAAAAUCAGAUUGCUCAAUGCAUCAUAAUACUGCUAGGGAAAUAAGUCACUCACCUUUACCUUCAUGUUCGGAAGCUGAACCAACCACUUCAUUGCAGACGUUGCAGGAGAAUCAGAAUUUAGACCUCCCUCAAGAGGGACAUGCUGACUUACCUUUGCAACAGAUAGCUAAAGCAUUGUGUUCAGUUUUCGCUCAUAUUGGAAGUAAAAGUCAAGAACUGGGAAGCUGUUCGGAUACAAAUGAGACUUUGAGCAAAUUGCCUGAAACCGCUUCUGAUCCUGAGGUUUCUGUAGAAACUGUAGAUGUUAUUGAUGCUGAGAAAUCGAAGGAGGAGAGUUUGCAUGUUGAGGUCGUAGAAGUGGGUACAGCUACAGCUGCUGAAAUUGAAAACUUACUAGAUAAUGUUAUUGCUGAAGUUGAAAAGAACAUUGAACAAGAAUCUUUAAGUAGUGCUUCGACGGAGGAUGAAACAGGUUGGGAUUUUUUGAGGUUUAAUGGUUCUGCGCAAGAGGACAUUUAG
Molecule: messenger RNA, 2304 nt
Organism: Enterobius vermicularis (human pinworm)
Lineage: Eukaryota; Metazoa; Nematoda; Chromadorea; Rhabditida; Oxyuridae
Source: the annotation of a GenBank genome assembly